AUGGAGGUGAUUGAGAAUCCAGAAUCGAUUCAUCUAGACCUACCGACAAAUGACAAUUGCCAUUUCAUCAACCCGUUCCAGUUGGUUCGUGACAAAAUUACCGGGUCCAAGACUUGCCUCGUGAUUUUGAACCAGGAGAUAGCCAUAUCUCCAGAGCUCUUUGAGAGAAUAUGGGGAAAUUGUGAGCUGAGAAUAUGUGCAGAUGGCGGUGGAGACAGGUUGCUUGAGUAUUCUACCAAGCAUGGCAAAACAGAAAGCUAUUUGCCCCACUAUAUAAUAGGGGAUUUGGAUUCUUUAAGUGAUGGUACUAAGAAGUUUUACGAGGAUAGAGGAGUUACUGUCAAGCAGCAAUGGUCUCAGUGGCAUAGUGAUUUAGACAAGAGCAUUGUUCUGUGUGAUUUGUACUUCAACAGAGGCAAUAUCGAUUUGAACAAACUAGACGAUGAAGAUGGACUGUUCAAGCUGGACUCAGAAACACCUAAAUCCGAGACAGAAGUGUCGAUUCUGCUACUGAGUGCGAUAGGUGGACGGUUCGACCAGACGAUUCAUUCAAUAAAUAAGUUGUUCGUUUAUUCGGAGACCAAACCCAAUUUGGACAUAAAGCUGUGGAAUAGUGGGUUUGACGAAAUGAUCCUUCUCAUCAAAAAAGGCGAGAACUUCGUGUUUUUGCCUGGCGAUAAAAAGAACUACAACGUGGGGCUUCUACCGCUGGGACAGCGGGUUAAUCUUUCAACGAGGGGCUUGAAAUGGGACGUGACACAUUGGGAGAGUCAUAUUUAUGGAAGUGUGAGUUCCAGUAACAGGACUGUGGCCGAUACGGGGUUCUGGAUUGAGACAGAUGAGGCUCUUGUUGUUAAUCUUCAAAUAGAGAUGUGA
Molecule: messenger RNA, 876 nt
Organism: Kuraishia capsulata CBS 1993
Lineage: Eukaryota; Fungi; Ascomycota; Pichiomycetes; Pichiales; Pichiaceae
Exons: 1
Coding region: 1-876 (291 amino acids)
Biological process (GO): thiamine diphosphate biosynthetic process; thiamine metabolic process
Molecular function (GO): thiamine diphosphokinase activity; ATP binding; thiamine binding
Source: RefSeq, a predicted model, not a curated record